Molecule: messenger RNA, 2754 nt
Organism: Scylla paramamosain (green mud crab)
Lineage: Eukaryota; Metazoa; Arthropoda; Malacostraca; Decapoda; Portunidae
Product: mucin-2-like
Exons: 9
Coding region: 143-2356 (737 amino acids)
Cellular component (GO): extracellular region
Molecular function (GO): chitin binding
Source: RefSeq, a predicted model, not a curated record
CAUUGACGAAAGAUCAACACGUCUGGUCUGGAUUAUUCCUUCCUUAGCUCGCCUGACAACACCUGUAUCCCUUCAGGUAUAUAAGGGGCAGGCCAGAGGGACCAACGCAGUCAUCGAGGGCCUCAGAGCAACAGGACAAAGGAUGGCACAGAAGUUUAGCCUCAGCGGGGUGCUUCCGGCACUCUGCCUCCUCCUGCUGGCUGUCUACACCCAAGGUCUACAGGUGUGCCCAAGUCUCUCCUGCCCGACUCCCGCCGGCUUUUUUGCCCACCCAACGAAUUGCGACAGUUACGUGAAGUGUUCGCAUGGAGUCGUUACCAUCAAGCAGUGCCCGGAAGGCCUUGACUUCAACCCGGAAAUGAGGCGCUGCGAUUAUCCCCGACUCGCGCAGUGCAACAUCACAGCGCGGCUGGUGGAGUCUGGGUGUUCCCUCAAAACCAGUGACCCGAAAACACGCCUCAAGCUCGACUUGUUCGACUCCUCAGAGUCCUCAGACUCCUCAGAGUCCUCAGACUCCUCAGAGUCCUCAGGGUCCUCGGAGUCGUCAGCGGAGUGUGACUGUGACUGUUGCCUCAAACCCCACGACGUGUGCACCAAAUACUACGAGUGUGUUCAGAGCGGCGAAGCUGUUGUGAGGGAGUGUUCAGAUGGGCUGGUAUUCAAUCCUCACAUUGAGAACUGCGACUUCCCGAGCAACUACCAGUGUCCUACGACCCCGCCCGUGUGUGAGUGUGACUGUCGCUACCCCGUGGAGGGUGAAUGCAACGCUUUCUACGAUUGCAAGGACGGAGAGCCAGAGAAGAAAUACUGCCCUGACGGUCUCUUCUUCAACCCUGAAACCAAUGUCUGCGGCCUGCACUGCCAUCAAACCACGCCGCGCCCUCCAACCACCACCACCACCACCACUCCUGAACCCACCACCACGACUACCACCACUACCACACCUGAGCCAACCACCACGACUACCACCACUACCACACCUGAGCCAACCACCACGACUACCACCACUACCACACCUGAGCCAACCACCACCACUACCACCACCACCACUCCUGAACCCACCACCACCACCACCACCACCACCACUCCUGAACCUACCACCACCACCACUACUACUACCACACCUGAGCCAACCACCACGACUACCACCACUACCACACCUGAGCCAACCACCACGACUACCACCACUACCACACCUGAGCCAACCACCACGACUACCACCACUACCACACCUGAGCCAACCACCACGACUACCACCACUACCACACCUGAGCCAACCACCACGACUACCACCACUACCACACCUGAGCCAACCACCACGACUACCACCACUACCACACCUGAACCAACCACCACGACUACUACCACCACACCACCUCCUCCUCCUACCACUACUACUACCACCACAACCACACCUAAACCGAUCACUACCACUACGGUGUCACCAUUCCCAUGCGUGGAUUGCUCCGGAGGCCAGCAGUACUUCCCUCAUCCCACAGACUGCAGGAAGUUUAUCCAGUGCGCCCCUUACGGGCCACAGGAAAUGCCAUGUGCCGAGGGCACCAUUUGGAACCAGUGGCUCCUCACCUGUGACCACGAAGACAUUACACCUUGUGUCACCGGCAGCUACGUGGGUCCCGAUGGCAACUGUGUUCAUCCCGUCAUCACCACACCUAAAACCACCACCACCACCACCACCAUCACCACCAAGGCCCCAGUCACAACACCUGAUGGCUCUGUGUGUGACGUUGCUUGCCCCGCUGCGCAAGGACUCUUCCCACACCCUCAGAAGUGUGGUAAAUGGGUUCACUGUGACCAUAACAUCCCUUACGUGAAGGACUGCCCCGCUGGUCUACACUUCAACCCACGACUGAAGGUGUGCGACUGGCCACAGUCAGCGGGCUGCACCUCUGGACCAGACCACAUCUGUGAGAUUCCCACACCCGUCCCAACCACACCAGCCCCCAAUGCCACAGAGCCCACCCCCAGCCCUAUGUGUGACUGCGCGUGCUGCCACAAACCUGCAGACGACUGCACCGCCUACUACUAUUGUGAUGAGGAUCAGUCACUGAGCUACCACAAGUGUUCGGAGGGACUCGUGUUCCACCCAGACUUCGACACGUGUGUGUAUGCUGACAUGUACCCGCAAUGUAUCGUCACCGAGCCACCACCAGUCUGUCUCUGCGACUGCUACUAUCCCUCUGAAGUCUGCUCCUCCUAUUAUCACUGCGAUGAAGGAGUCCCAGUCAAGCUGGACUGUCCCGAGGGCUUGUACUGGAACCAAGACAAGAAAUCGUGCGAUCUGCCCCAGUUCGUGAACUGCACCAUGCCCAUCCGGCGUCGUCCCCACCACUAGCCAAAGAUCCCGCGUGUUUGACGCCGCCAGGAAAGCCAGAUGAUCCACGACAUUCAUGCAGCCAGCACAGCCAUUUGCAAACCACGGCAAGCGUUGCCUGCUCAUGCUUACCCGUUCUAAGAAAUUAUAUCCAGCUUGAGUGAUGGAAAAUAUGUUGAUCUUUGCUUAAACUAAGUUAAUUUUGACAUAUAAAGAAAAUACUCUUAUAAGUAAAGACCAGUGGUGUCCAUAAUUGCCUCUUAUUCAUCUCUUUUUCAUUUACUCUAGAGUUAAAUUACUAUUUUUUUUAUUAGAUCACCUCAAGCUCAUUUUCUCAGACUUUGAUUGCAAGUGUAAGAUAUUUCGAACUCUAUAUAAAUGUUGUAAGGUGCUAUGAAAAUAAAGUUCCAUGCAAUUUC